AGUCGUUGUCAGCCGCCGAUACAGAAGAAGAAGACUUCGUCCGAAAGACCGUGGAGCGCAGGCCGGUCGUUGUGUCCCAGUCAUGGCGGGUUUCAGUAAAUAUCUGACAGCUAGGAACUCCUCCAUAGCGGGCAGCAUUUUGUUUGUGUUCGUGCUGCUGAAGCACAGGAAGCGGACCAAGUCAAACAGAGGAAGCUCAGACCUGGUGCUGAACACGCAGAAGGAUGGCAAAAAAGAUCGCGCAGCUGUGGACAAAGUUUUCUUCCUCCGGAUCCUCCGGAUCCUCCGGGUCUUGGUGCCUCGCGUUUUCUGCAUGGAGGCUGGCUACCUGAUGUUUAUUGCUGCCAUGCUGGUGGCCAGAACCUACUGUGACGUGUGGAUGAUCCAGAACGGGACCAUGAUCGAAAGUGGUAUUAUAAGCAGAGACAGCUGUGUGUUCAACACGCACUUUUGUUCCUACAUGUCAGUCAUACCAGGGAUAUCCUUGGUGAACAACUUCCUGAAGUUUGGUCUGAAUGAGCUGAAGCUGAGGUUUCGUGAGAGGCUAACCCAGCAUCUCUACAACCAGUACCUGCAAGGUUACACUUACUACAAAAUGGGAAACUUGGACAACCGUGUAGCCAACGCAGACCAGCUGCUGACACAGGAUGUGGAGAAGUUCUGCAACAGUGUGGUGGAUCUGUACUCCAACGUCAGCAAGCCUCUGUUAGAUAUUGGCCUGUACAUCUUCAAACUGACAAGUGCCAUCGGUGCCCAGGGUCCAGCCAGCAUGAUGGUCUACCUGCUGAUCUCAGGGCUGUUCCUGACCAGAUUAAGGAGGCCAGUAGGCAAGAUGACCGUGACUGAGCAGCGUUACGAGGGCGAGUACCGCUACGUGAACUCUCGCCUCAUCACCAACAGUGAGGAGAUUGCCUUCUACAAUGGGAACAAGAGGGAAAAGCAGACCAUUCAUAGCGUUUUCCAGAAACUGGUGGACCACCUGCAUGACUUCAUCUUCUUCCGGUUCUCUAUGGGCGUCGUGGACAGUAUAAUUGCUAAGUAUCUGGCCACCGUGGUGGGAUAUCUGGUGGUUAGCCGGCCCUUCCUGAACCUUUCCCAUCCACGGCACACACACAGCACACACUCGGAGCUGCUGGAGGACUACUACCAGAGCGGCAGGAUGCUGCUGAGAAUGUCCCAGGCCCUGGGCAGGAUUGUUCUGGCUGGCCGGGAGAUGAGCCGGCUCUCAGGGUUCACGGCUCGUAUCGUUGAACUGAUGAAGGUGCUCAAGGACCUUAAUGCUGGCAAAUACGAGCGCACCAUGGUGUCCCAGCAGGAGAAGGAAGGAGAUGCUGCAGAGAAACUGGUCCCGGGCAGUGGUCAAAUUAUUAACAAAGACAACCUCAUCAAAUUUGAGAAUACUCCCCUAGCAACACCCAAUGGAGACAUCCUGAUCAGAAAUCUUACGUUUGAAGUGAAGUCUGGCACUAAUGUUCUUGUGUGUGGACCCAACGGCUGUGGGAAGAGCUCCCUGUUCAGGGUGCUGGGAGAGCUGUGGCCUCUGUUUGGUGGGCAUCUGACAAAACCUGAGAGGGGGAAGCUUUUCUACGUCCCACAGAGACCCUACAUGACUCUGGGUUCUCUGAGGGACCAAGUCAUUUACCCCGACACCCACGAAGAACAAAAAAGGAAAGGCAUCUCUGAUCAGGUGCUGAAGGAAUACCUGGAUAAUGUUCAGCUGGGUCACAUCCUGGACCGGGAGGGCAGCUGGGAUACUGUCCAGGACUGGAUGGACGUUCUCAGUGGAGGCGAAAAACAGAGGAUGGCUAUGGCCAGACUGUUCUACCACAAGCCCCAGUUUGCGAUCCUGGAUGAGUGCACCAGUGCAGUGAGUGUGGAUGUUGAGGAUUACAUCUACACCCAUUGCAGGACGGUGGGCAUCACCUUGUUCACUGUGUCUCACAGGAAAUCCCUGUGGAAACAUCAUGAGUAUUAUCUGCACAUGGAUGGACGAGGAAACUACGAGUUCAAGCCCAUCACAGAGGAAACAGUCGAGUUUGGUUCAUAACUACCAGCUGCUGACACUGGCGCAGACUUCCUGUUGAUUUAGAAACCCGUCCUGUGUUCUUUCUGUUUAGUGUUUUUGUUGGGUGGGUUGCACUCGUGGCAGCAGUUCAAACUACGCACUGUUAAAUCCUUAUCACUGUUGUCCUGUCGAAACAAUAAUUUGUCCACUGCCAAACGUCUGUUUCCAGCCUUUAGGCUAUUUCACACUAAGAAGUAGACUCAUGCUACUGUGUCACCACUGCAGUCAUGGAUCAUAACAGUACCAGGUUUGCUUGUAAUGAGGAGCAGGAGCUGUUCUUCAUGUGAGUGUGAUGCUGCCUACAUGUGUCUGUCUGGGAGCUUCUGACUGAAGAUGAGAGUUGACCGUUGGACGGUCCUUCACUCGUAAUUAAUGUUUUAAUGAGCUCAUUUAUGGAAGCAGUUGUGAGGAGGCGGAUCCUGUGGCAUCACAAACACGUCACACAGGACAUCUCGCCUUGUUGCAACCACUCACAUUUCUCACUCUGGGUCCGCCUCGCUCUCGGCUAACCUUUAGCUAAACUUGGUUCAGAUUCACAAUGACUGCUUAUUUGUUUUUGUUUGUUGUUUUCAAUUGUGGUACCAGGGGGACAUCUUGCACUCCACCCACAGGUGACGACGCCAGCAAGCAUUUCAACUUUCACAUGUAGCUGUGGGUCAUAAUACCUGUGGGAGUUUGUGGGGAGGGACCCCUUAUCUGAUGGCAUAAAUGUGCUUGCUGCUUCUGUCAUUACUGGCUGUUUCCCCUGCUCUCAAAGCCGAAGGAUAAAGGCCGUCUAAAUGUGUCAUGGAGUUAAAACAAGUUUGCUCGAUGACUUUUUCUGUGGCUGUGGGACAAAGUUAUCGAGGCCUGUGGUUGUUUCUUGUUAAACACAUUAUAAGUGCUGUCACAGACGGCAGCCUGUAGUUUUCCAGAACUUUGCUCUUGUUUAGAAAGCUGGUCUGAAUAUCUUGACUGUGUGAUCGGACAAACGAACAGUGGAGAGAUGGAGAAGCAGAAUGCAGCUCGUUAAGCUCAGUGCAGCGUUUUUAUGAAAAACUGUUGGUAACGGCACGAGCUGUGGUUCUGGGGCUCAGUCAUUUGAACCUGGUGGUUGUCAAGCUGCACCUUCUCCUGUUUUUGAUCAGUGAUGAUAAAACUGGUCCACACUUAAACACCAAAUCAUGACUUUGAGCAUUUCCCUUCCCGAUGUGUCAUUACUAAUUUCCAUGAAUGAAAUGUAGAUUCUGUGGGUGGUGGGACUGUGUUUGUCUUGGGGGUUUGUACCUUAUACUAAUGUUUUAAAAAUGUAAAGGGGAGCCUUAACUGUGUUGGUAUUUUCUAUAAUUAAUGUUAUCUCACCUCAGAUUAAUAAAAUAAAGAGUUGUAGAAACGA
Pundamilia nyererei is the source of this 3440-nucleotide messenger RNA. It is a transcript of the gene abcd3a, whose product is annotated as ATP-binding cassette, sub-family D (ALD), member 3a. NCBI's taxonomy places the organism in Eukaryota, Metazoa, Chordata, Actinopteri, Cichliformes, Cichlidae. The transcript has 23 exons. Gene Ontology annotation, cellular component: peroxisome; peroxisomal membrane. Bases 83 to 2047 code for a protein of 654 amino acids. Gene Ontology annotation, biological process: fatty acid beta-oxidation; peroxisome organization; very long-chain fatty acid catabolic process. The record is from RefSeq and is a predicted model, not a curated record. Gene Ontology annotation, molecular function: ABC-type transporter activity; ATP hydrolysis activity; long-chain fatty acid transmembrane transporter activity.